Messenger RNA from Strongylus vulgaris, 332 nucleotides. Lineage: Eukaryota; Metazoa; Nematoda; Chromadorea; Rhabditida; Strongylidae. The record is from the annotation of a GenBank genome assembly.
AUGGCCGGCGAGGGCGACCCACCUCCCGACCUCAAUAACCGGCAGGGCGAGGGCAGCGCAAGUGCUAGUUUCCUACGUGCUGCUCGUGCCGGAAAUCUUGAUAAAGUGUUGGAACUGUUGCGCGGCGGGACCGACAUCAAUACCUGUAAUGCGAAUGGACUGAACGCAUUACAUUUAGCAUCAAAAGAGGGUCAUAGCGAGGUCGUACGUGAGCUACUUAAACGUGGUGCACAUGUCGACUCGGCUACCAAGGUUUGUAUCUGUACAGUUGAGAAAAUUUUUGUGCAACAUUACGUCGAGUCUAAUAUAAACAAAGUAGAUAUGAAAUAGCU